Molecule: messenger RNA, 1886 nt
Organism: Amborella trichopoda
Lineage: Eukaryota; Viridiplantae; Streptophyta; Magnoliopsida; Amborellales; Amborellaceae
Gene: HCAR
Product: coenzyme F420 hydrogenase family / dehydrogenase, beta subunit family
Biological process (GO): chlorophyll cycle
Cellular component (GO): chloroplast
Molecular function (GO): 7-hydroxymethyl chlorophyll a reductase activity
Source: RefSeq, a predicted model, not a curated record
UUCUCGCAUUUGUCAUUUGUGGUGGCGGCCUCUCUCUCUCUCCUCAGCAUGGCUUUGGCGGCAGCCUUCCAUACAAUACCCAGCAGGCUUUCUCUCUCAUCCAUAUCUGCAUCUUCUCAACAGGGAGGCAAAGAAAGUGGUAAGAAAAUGAGGGAGGAUUGGAGGGAAAGAUCGAAGCCGAUUCCUCCUGGUGGUGUUUAUCCAGCCAAAGACCACUGCAGUCGCUGUGGCUUGUGCGAUACGUAUUAUAUUGCUCAUGUGAAGGAUGCGUGUGCCUUCCUGGGGGAUGGCAUGUCACGAAUUGAGGCAUUGGAACCUAAUGUCCAUGGAAGGGGAAGAAAAGAGGGUUCAUCGGAGGAGAUGUAUUUUGGAGUUCAUGAAGAGCUUUUGUAUGCACGAAAGACUACGCCUAUAGAAGGCGCUCAGUGGACAGGAAUUGUGACAACCAUUGCAAUUGAAAUGCUUAAGUCAAACAUGGUGGAAGCUGUCAUAUGUGUACAGAGCGAUCCAAGCGAUAGAUUUACACCGAGGCCAGUUUUAGCAAGGACACCUGAGGAGGUUCUUGCUGCAAAAGGAGUGAAACCAACAUUAUCUCCUAAUUUAAACACCCUUGCACUGGUUGAGGAAGCGAGGGUCAAACGACUUCUUUUUUGUGGUGUGGGUUGCCAAGUUCAAGCAUUAAGAUCUGUUGAGAAGCAUUUGAAUCUAGAAAAGCUUUAUGUGCUUGGGACCAACUGUGUGGACAAUGGGACACGUGAUGGGCUAGAGAAGUUUCUAAGAGCUGCAAGCACUGAGCCAGAGACAGUUUUGCAUUAUGAAUUCAUGCAGGAUUACAAGGUCCAUUUGAAGCAUUUGGAUGGACAUAUUGAGGAGGUUCCUUAUUUCUGCCUGCCAGCAAAUGACCUAGUUGAUGUUAUUGCUCCCUCUUGUUACAGCUGCUUCGACUACACAAACGCAUUGGCAGACUUGGUCGUAGGAUACAUGGGGGUGCCUAAGUACGCCGGAGUAACCAUGACACAGCAUCCGCAAUACAUCACAGUGAGAAAUGAACGUGGAAGAGAAAUGCUUAAUUUGAUAAUGCAUCUUUUGGAGGUUUCUCCUACAAUUAGUACUGGUAAUCGUCAUCCUUAUGUUAUGGAGACUGUUAAAACUGAUGACAGAGCAAAAAUAGGAAAGAAUGCUUCUCCUCCCGCACCAAAGUUUAUUGGUAAUCUGAUAGCAUUUUUUUUAAAUAUGAUUGGUCCUAAGGGUUUAGAGUUUGCACGCUACUCAUUGGAUUACCACACUAUUCGGAACUAUUUACAUGUGUACCGUACAUGGGGAAAGGAAAGAGCAAACAGACAUACACCCUCUUAUGCAAAGAAGAUCGUUAACAAAUACAAUGAGAAGGGUGAAAUUGAUCAGAUGCUGUCUGACAGUUUAGGACCUUCAGGUUAGAGGUACAUCCAUCGAGCAAUUUGUUUCCUGCCAGUGGUGGCCACAUAGAGCAUAUUUUUAUACUCGAAACCAUACGCAUAAUGCAGUUAUGAUGCCACCCGUUCUUGUGCUCAUUACAUUGUUGAUCAAAUUAGGUUAGUAGGCAUAGCUGUGCUGCACGUAAUUUCUUGUGUUCCCUUUGCUUCAACGCAGAACCACUCAAACCAUUUUGUAUAAUAAUUGUCAAUGCAAGUUCUCAGAUGAAAUUUAUAAUACGGUUCCUCAAGAAAUUAUUCUGUUGGUAACUAGUCUACUCAUCAGGCAAUUUUAUGAUUAUAAAGCUACUCUUUUCUUUCCAUUGGUAGAUGUUUUUUUGGGAGGUACUGAUUUUGGACGCAGCUUAUACCUUUGUAAAUGACUAAAUAGCAACAUAUAUGCUAGACAUUUAACCUAAAUGUAUCAUUCAGAAA